This is a messenger RNA of Siniperca chuatsi (mandarin fish), 1327 nucleotides long. It is a transcript of the gene ptges3l, whose product is annotated as prostaglandin E synthase 3 like. Gene Ontology annotation, molecular function: Hsp90 protein binding; protein-folding chaperone binding. Gene Ontology annotation, cellular component: cytosol; nucleus. Lineage: Eukaryota; Metazoa; Chordata; Actinopteri; Centrarchiformes; Sinipercidae. The coding region runs from base 210 to 686 and encodes 158 amino acids. The record is from RefSeq and is a predicted model, not a curated record. Gene Ontology annotation, biological process: protein folding; chaperone-mediated protein complex assembly. The transcript has 7 exons.
UUCCACUGACAGACUGUAAAGGGCAGGGGAAGGGGCUGUGGCAGGCAAGUCUCCCAGCAGCUGAUACCAACUGCUCUAUAUAUAGCCUCCAGGGCCUGGCCGCUGCAUUAGAGCACACAGCCCGAACAACCAAGCCACAUGCGUUUUACUUUCUGGUAGUCAAAGGAAUAAGAAAGUAACUUCUCUUUUAGUUUAGCGCCAGAGUUAGAAUGAACAAGCCCAAAAUUGUCAGACCAGAGGAGAGUCAGCCAGCACAGGCGCUGUGGUUUGACAGAAAGAAAUAUGUCACCAUCAACUUCAUGGUUCAUAAACCUAAAGAUGUCCAGGUUGAUAUCCAGCCAGACAAAAUGAUUUUAUGCUGCAAAAACAGCACAGAUGAUGUGUUCUACAAUGUGCUGCACUUCUACGACAAAGUUCAAAUCCAUGACUCCAGAGAAAGAGUCUAUGACCGCACCAUCAAUGUCUUGCUAAGGAAGAUGAAGCCUGAUUAUGCAUGGCCUCGUCUCCAGAAGGAUGAAGCCAAGCCCAGCUGGAUUUCUGUAGACUUUGAUAACUGGAGGGACUGGGAGCAUGAAGAAGAUGAGGGAAAGGAAGAGUAUGAUAGAUACCUGGAUAUGAUCCAAGAAAUGGCUAACAGUAAUAAAGGAGCAACACCAGAUAUGGAUGAUCUUAGUGAUUCUGACUGAGACUCACAGUACCCUCUCUGCUGUGUUGGAGGCCACUAUAACUUUAUUGCUCAGGAUACUAAGGACAAUGCAGUGUUUGCUGAAGCUUUUAAUGUUUGCAGAUUAUUUGAUGUGUUAUUGUAUACUGUUUUUAUAUAUGUGAUAUUUUCUAUGGGAUUAUUUAUUGACAUAUUAUUGCCCACUGUACACUGACAUAUUGUCAGUUUUAAUAAAAACAAGUUUUGUCAGCCAUGGUUUGAAAGUCAUUACGAUAUGGUUAUACGAUAUUGGGGUAACAUCUGGGUAACAAAGUGACAUCACCAUGUUCCAUCAUCCAGAGCGCACGAAGAACCUCAUUUCAUCCCUUUACUUUGAACUGAGAACAUUAAACCACAAGAGAACAACUUAUCACUUCAACUGAAGUUAAAUAACUACAGAAUGCAGAAUAAAUUACACGGUACUGUACACAAGAUGGAGUGAUUCUGCAUCACUUAAUAAACAAUAAAAAAUGAAUGAAUGAAAUCAGAAAAAAAUGUGAUAAUGGGCUGCUUCUGCCCCUAGGCUGUGUGUUUUUGUAUGUAUGUAUAUACUACAUACACACUGCAAGUGUUAAAUAUUUGGUGGAACUAUAUCUGUUCUUUCAAUAAAAGUUAUUAGAAAAA